AUGGCCCCUGUAACGAUCAUAGAAUCAUUUAGAAAAAAUCUACCGGUAUAUCCUGAAAAGGAGGUGGAUAACAACUAUCGACAAAUCGGACCUAGUAGUAUGUCUACUGCCAGAACCAGGGCAACCCCUGCAUUUAUCGUGGAAGUGCCCCAGGUACUCACAGCCCGAGCAAAUGCCUACCUAUCAGCCAUUCGAAACUUACCGUUCUCCCCACUCAAUUCAAUGAUGCCGUCAAAGGACGACACUAUAUAUAUGCACACUGAGGCAGAUGUUCUUCGGGCGAGCUGCCUGGACCUAAUAUAUCCUGUGAACAAAGCACUUUGCCAAAUCCUGAACGAGCGGGAAAAGAUCUACUGUAGAGGGGAAACGACCAUUGGCCGCAGCCGUACCGAUUUAAUGUGGUCAUACCAACUUGAUGGUCAACCUCAGCCUAUCAACUUUGCGGUUCUGGAAUUCAAAAACACUAAAGUUAUUCACGCAAACGAUUUCCUGCCGGGUAUUACCUUGCCAGAAGGGGCAAUGAAGGUGGUAGACACAGCCAGGAGUCAGAUAUAUCGUACACAUCUGCGCAAUAACGCAGUGCCUAUCUCACAACAAUUAAAUAAGUAUGCGAAAGACGCUGCGGUUACCGACUUGGCGGUGUUUGACUGGUCUGCCAUGUUUAUAUUCGAUUUGACUGACGCUAAUUACGAUUCUCAAACGCCAGCUUUAGCCAAAGGCACAUUUUUUCAGGAGAACGCAACUAAUGUCGGGUUAGGUGAAACGUUCCGGGUGCUGCUGUUGGGAUUCUUGCUCCGAGCGCUUGAGAGGAAGUGGGUUGUACGCCGGGGUUAA
This is a messenger RNA of Microsporum canis CBS 113480, 834 nucleotides long. RefSeq lists its product as hypothetical. The record is from RefSeq and is a predicted model, not a curated record. The transcript has a single exon. Bases 1 to 834 code for a protein of 277 amino acids. Lineage: Eukaryota; Fungi; Ascomycota; Eurotiomycetes; Onygenales; Arthrodermataceae.